Messenger RNA from Trichomycterus rosablanca, 4554 nucleotides. RefSeq names its product cyclin G associated kinase (gene gak). The transcript is spliced from 28 exons. The record is from RefSeq and is a predicted model, not a curated record. Lineage: Eukaryota; Metazoa; Chordata; Actinopteri; Siluriformes; Trichomycteridae. Bases 134 to 3937 code for a protein of 1267 amino acids. Gene Ontology annotation, cellular component: cytoplasm. Gene Ontology annotation, molecular function: ATP binding; protein serine/threonine kinase activity; AP-2 adaptor complex binding. Gene Ontology annotation, biological process: positive regulation of Notch signaling pathway; protein phosphorylation; regulation of clathrin-dependent endocytosis.
GCUGGAGAGUAAAAUGGCUGAGUAGCGAGAGAGAGAGCGGACCGGUCCGGACUCCAGAUUAAAUAAACAGAACAGAGCUUCCGGCGCGUGUUGGGAGUGCGGCAGGUGGAUUGGUGUGAGCGUGUGGAGCGGGAUGUCUCUGUUCCAGUCAGCGCUCGGCUUGCUGGGCUCAGGCGGAGCGGCGAGCCGGGAUCAGCACAGCUUCACCGGGCAGGUGGUGGAACUCGGGGAGACCAAGCUGAGGAUCAACCGGGUGAUCGCCGAGGGUGGUUAUGCAUUCGUGUACGAGGCUCAGGAUCUGAGUAACGGUAAAGAAUACGCUCUGAAGAGACUGCUCUCAAAUGAAGAGGAGAAGAACAAGGUCAUCCUGCAGGAGAUCUGCUUUAUGAAAAAGCUCUCCGGUCACCCGAACGUGGUUCAGUUCUGCUCCGCUGCUUCUAUUAGUAAAGAGGAAUCAGAUACGGGCCAGGCGGAGUUCCUUAUCCUCACCGAGCUCUGUAAAGGUCAGCUGGUGGACUUUGUGAGGAAGGUGGAGCUGAAGGGACCCAUGUCAUGUGACACCGUGCUGAAGCUCUUCUACCAAUCGUGUCGUGCUGUCCAACACAUGCACAAGCAGAAACCACCAAUCAUACACCGGGACCUGAAGAUUGAGAAUCUGCUGAUCAGUCAGCAGGGGACGAUAAAGCUGUGUGAUUUCGGCAGUGCCACCACCGUCGCCCACUAUCCCGACUACAGCUGGAGCGCUCACAAACGGUCCAUGGUGGAGGACGAGAUCACCAGAAACACGACUCCAGCCUACAGAACUCCAGAGAUGAUCGACCUCUACUCCAACUACCCCAUCAACGAGAAACAGGACAUCUGGGCUCUGGGCUGCAUCCUGUACCUGCUGUGUUUUAAGCAGCACCCGUUCGAGGACGGAGCGAAGCUCAGCAUCGUUAACGGCAAAUACAGCAUCCCUGAGAACGAGACCCGCUACACCGUCUUCCACCAGCUCAUCCGGUCCAUGCUGAAGGUGAACCCCGAUGAGCGUCUCUCCAUCAGCGAGCUGGUGAAUCAGCUGCAGGAAGUCGCCGCUGCUCGUAACGUCAACCCCAAAUCCCCCAUCACCGAGCUCCUGGAGCAGAACGGAGGAUUCGGCAGCUCCACCUCGCUGUCCUCCACACACUCCAACAACACACACUCCUCAGGUGUGUACGGUGGGGACCCCGAUCAGAACAUGGGCGGGUUCCUGGACAUCCUGCGAGGAGGGACCGAGCGCUUCCUCACCAACAUCAAGGACACGUCCUCCAAGGUCAUCCAGUCUGUGGCCAGUUAUGCUAAAGGAGACCUGGACCUGUCCUACAUCACCUCCAGAGUAGCAGUGAUGUCAUUUCCUGCUGAAGGGGUGGAGUCCGCUAUUAAGAACAACAUAGAGGAUGUGCGCUUGUACCUGGACUCUCGGCACGCCGGUCACUACGCCGUGUUUAACCUGUGCAGACGAUCAUACAGACCUGCUCGCUUCCACAACCGGGUGUCGGAAUGUGGCUGGCAGGAGCGGCGCGCUCCCACUCUGAGGAGUCUCUAUACGGUGUGUAAGAACAUGCACCAGUGGCUCAAACAGGACCAGAAGAACAUCUGCAUCGUCCACUGCCUGGACGGGCGGGCGGUGUCGGCCGUGGCCGUGUGCUCGUUCCUGUGUUUCUGUCGGCUCUUCUCCACGGCUGAAGCUGCUGUUUACAUGUUCAGCAUGAAGCGCUGCCCACCGGGUAUCACCCCCUCACACAAGAGGUAUAUGGAGUACAUGUGUGACAUGAUGGCGGAGGAGCCCAUCAUCCCCCACAGUAAACCCAUCAGGCUGCGCUCCAUCGUUAUGACCCCCGUGCCGCUCUUCAACAAGCAGAGGAACGGCUGCAGACCCUUCUGUGAGGUUUACGUGGGAGACGAUCGAGUCGCCACCACGUCACAGGAGUACGACAGGAUGAGGGAUUUUAAGAUCGAGGACGGUAGAGCUGAGAUUCCUCUGGAUGUGACUGUGCAGGGAGACGUACUGGUCGUCAUCUUCCACGCCCGCUCUACACUCGGGGGACGCCUACAGGCCAAGAUGGCCUCCAUGAAAGUGUUCCAGAUCCAGUUCCACACCGGCUUCGUUCCCCGAAACGCCACCACAGUUAAAUUUGCAAAGUACGAUCUGGACGCGUGCGAUAUCCAGGAGAAAUAUCCAGACCUGUUCCAGGUGAACCUGAACGUGGAGGUGGAGCCUCGCGAUCGCCCCAGUAACAAGACUCCGCCCUGGGACAACUUCUCCACCAAGGGUCUCAACCCCAAGAUCCUGUUCUCCAGCCGAGACGAGCAGCAGGAGGUCCUGACCAAAUUCGGGAAGCCAGAACUCCCCCGUCAGCCCGGUUCUACAGCGUUCUACGACUCGGGCCGUGCAGAUCCGGAUCGUUCUCCUCAGGAGCCGAGCCCAGAGACGCCGUCCCCGCCCAGCACCAGCACCGAUCCCAACGCUAAUAACUUCUUCCAGACCCUCGACUGGAACGACCACGCCGGGCAGCACCGCCGCUCCGACAGUCAGUCCGGCCCGAUGGACGAGCAGAACGACCCGAGCGGGGGCGAGUCGGGGGAGGAGUCUGUCUCUUACUCCGCCCCCGGGGACGGCGCCCUGUCGCGUGACCCGAGCGAGCCUCUGUUCCAGGCCGACUUCACCGCUCCGGAGCCGCAGCCCGACACGGAGGACCUGCUAGGUCUGAACUCUGACCCCUCACCUCCGCCCGUCGCCCCAGAGACGACCGGGAUGAAGAGUUCGGCCAGUAACAGCGACCUGCUGAACGAUCUGUUCGGCUCCGCCCCCCGCCACGCCCACACAGGGGAAACGGAAGAUCUGUUCUUCAGCGGCGCGUCCGGUCAGCCUGCAGCCGCACCUUCUGCCGCACCUAACGCUGCCACCAAGGUGAACGACAUCUUCGACCCGUUUGGUGUGGGGUCAGGGGUCACGGAGGGGUCCGACCCGUUUGGUGACCUGCUUGGGUCCGAGGGCGGUGGAUUCGAAGCUCCGCCCCCUCCAGCCACCAACUCCAGCCUCUUCAACCUGCAUAAGCUAGCGGGGGAGGAGCCUAAGAUGACAUCAUCGGCCAGUCAGCCGGACCUACUGAGCGGCUGGGACGGCUGGCCGAGCGGGAGCGCUAGCACUGCUGGCAUGUCCGCUACUGCUAACAAACCCGCCUUUACUGCUCCAGGUUCCUCCUUCUCGAAGGCUAAGUCUCAGAGUUUUGACCCCUUCGCUGACCUCGGGAACCUCGGCUCGACUCUGCCAGGUUCCGGAUUUAAAGCGGCGCCCCCUGCUGGAGCCUCCAAGAGUUCCGGUCAGUCGUGGCAGCAGCCGCAGCAACAACCACCGCAGCAACCGUCCCGCCCUGCCAACAAAGCCUGGAUGCCCCCGAGUUCUGCCCCCAGCAAACCCAACUACAACCUGAACUUCAGCGUGAUCGGGGGCCGAGGGGAGCGGGGGCUGAGGGGCCCGGGGUUCGGUCCGAAACCCAAAGUGAAGAAGGACGACUUCGGGGAUCUGCUGUCCAAUCAGGGUUUCUCGUCUCGACCGGACAGGAAGGGCGCGCCCCGUACCAUCGCCGAGAUGAGGAAGCAGGAGCUGAGUAAAGACAUGGAUCCUCUCAAACUCCAGAUUCUGGACUGGAUCGAGGGGAAGGAGAGGAACAUCCGGGCUCUGCUCUCCACCCUGCACACGGUGCUGUGGGAGGGUGAGAACCGCUGGAAGCCGCCCAGCAUGGCCGACCUGGUCACUCCCGACCAGGUGAAGAAGUUCUACAGGAAGGCGGCUCUCAUCGUCCAUCCAGACAAGGCGGCCGGUCAGCCGUACGAGCAGUACGCCAAGAUGAUCUUCAUGGAGCUGAACGACGCCUGGUCCGAGUUCGAGAACCAAGGAGCUAAACCGUUGUUCUGAGAGGGUGGAGGAGGCCGGGCGUAAUCAGGACUGAAACGCUGACGUCUUUAACAUUUGGGUGGCGAGACGGGCCACGUCUCAAUACACUCACUUGCUGCGGGGCCCGGGGCCACCCUGACGUUCCCCAAACACACUUUGGAGAGCAGCACUGUGGCCCCAGGAACAGAAGUGAAGAAAUACUUUAUUUUUGGUAUAUUAUUAUUGUUAUUAUUGUUAUCAUUGGUUUCCUGUGGCGUCUACAUAUUUAUGUUCCAUGUCAAUCACAAAUCAACACAGCGUUCACCCUCCAGCUUCCUGUCUGAACGGACCAAUCACGUGUUAUUUAUUUGUGAUUCUGCUCACGGCUCAUUCAUUCACUACCCAUGUUUUUUAUUUUCAUUUCCGGGCGGGGGGGUGAACGGACUGUGCGUGUGAAAGCUGAAAUCAUUCCAAAGCUUCUACAGAUUAAGGUGAACGUUUACGCCCGUACGGGCCGGAGCGUUCCCUCCGCCUUCCUGUCUGACCAGGACGUUCUGGUGUACAUAUGUGAGAAGUACGGUGGAGGACGUCUGCAGUAUUGUGAGAUUAGCAACGUUAAUGAUGAAGAUGCACAAGCUAAUAAAUAAAACCUUAUUGUG